AGAUCAGUCAUUUUUUCAAAAACCCCCAGCCCCCCCUCGCCGGAAAAUCGCCCCUUUCAUCUUCUCCCUCGAUUUUCCGGCCAUAACUCCCUCUCCCGACCUCCAAAUCACAAUCCGCGAGCGCCCCCACGCUCCUGGCGUCGAGGAGCACAUUCCCCAACGAUUUGGGCUAGUUUGGCUGAGGUUGGGCCGCCGGCGGCGAGUUUUCCGGCGAGUCUCCGGUGUGUUUUCCAGCGACUUUGGGUGCUUCUCUCCACUUUCUUCCUCUCUCUCGCGGUAUCUUCUUGAGUCUCCAGGUGUGUUCUCCGUGUCUUUUCUUAUCUUUUUGGAGAAUCGAUACCUAGAGUUAGGUGAAGAACUUUUGACUGUGGAAUGCAUGGUUUGGGGAAUAUUUUGGGUUUGGGGGAUGAUUGGGCUGAUUGCUUGGUGAAUGGGCUGCGUGAUAUGUAAUUUUUCUGUGAUGCCUCGAUUGGUGCUAUUUAGGACAGUUGUGGUAUGUUUGUCUCACUGGGGGCCUCGUCCACUAUCCGAAUCGCUCGAUUUGAGGGUCCUCGGUGUAUUCAGCUGGUAUUUCUCGUAUGAUGGGUAUGCUUGUGUCGCCGGGAGUCUAGUCCACUGUCCAUAUCUUCCGAUAUGAGGACUCCCGGUGUGGUUUUGGUCUAACAUUGACCCCGUUUGCUUGUGUACCCUUUGUCCUUCAUUGUGUUUUGCAGGAUCAUGGAGGAUUAUCUCGACCAGCUGAACAUUAUCCAGCGCCAUAAGCUGCGGAACCUCCGCACCUGCAGCAUCCCCGAGCACCACCACCUCGAUUGGGAGGUGUUCGAGGAGCUUCAUGCCAGGCCACAGAUGGAGGCUGCGGUCCGCUCCCCUGCUUGGCGGCGUCUUCUCACCCUCACCGAGCCGACCUACAAGGAACUGGUCUUGGAGUUCUACGCCACCUUCACCCACAAUCAGAGGGGGAACUCCGAUCACUCUAAUGUAGUCCAGUUCACACUCGGCGGGGUGGAGCACUCCCUCAGCUACUGGGAGUUCGCCAAUGCACUUCGCCUCAACUCCCGGGAAGCUGGUGGGCCGCCUCUCCGCCUAGAUCUCGCUGAUCCCACGGACUUCGCUUCUUAGGCGUACUUUCAGACCAUCUGUCUGCCCGACAGUGUGGAUGAACAGUACGUGGCCAGCCAGACGCGGGCUUCUCUCCUCCGUCCAGAGUGGCGGAUCCUCAACCACCUGAUGUGCACUUCCUACACACCUAGCGCAGGCUCGGCCAACCGGGUCACGCUCCGCACACUCUGGUUGAUGCAUGCGAUGGGUCGUUCUGAGGACACCAUCCAGCUGGGCUCUGUACUGGCGAGGACAUUCACUAAACCAGCUGAUAGACCGUCAUUUACACAUGUUUUUACCCCCGUUCUUACACCGUUUGAGGUGUUGAUUCUCGUGUUUUAGGCCGAUUUCACGCUAGGUUGUGCUUGUUUGUGAUAUUUCAGGUCCUAGUACGUGAAUGAAGGCUUAGGAGCGAGUCUGGGGUCGAUUGGACGAAGAACGGACGAAUGGCGAGGUUUUCAGGGAGCUGCACGGGCAGACCAGGGAGGCUGCACGGCCGUGCACGGUUGCAAGCUGGCCGUGCGCCUCAUGCCGAGGAGCUGCACGGGCAGGCCCUGAGGAUUGCACGGCCGUGCACCUGGCCGUGCAAGAAGCCUGAGUUCAAUUAAGGGAUACGCUGCGUUUCAUGGUGCACGGCCAGAAUGGUGAGGUGCACGGCCGUGCACCCUGGCCGUGCAACUCGGGAAAACCCGGUUUUAAAGCCUAAUCCGAGCCAGAAGUGAGAGAAGAGUGUUUUCAGAGCAAAAACAGAGCCCUAGAGAGAGAAAGUACGAAGAACACAUCCUAGAAGCUGUCUUAGAGCUGGAUUUCAUCGAAUCGAGCCUGGAGAUCGUCAUAGGAGUGAAAAUCAUCGUCCCGGAGCAGAUUAUCCUCAUCGUUAUGAGUAUGACUAAUCCGAUUCUUGUUUUCUCUUCUCUCUCUAUGGAGUAGAACCCUUCUCUCACUUGGGGAUGAAGAACCCUAGUUCUAUGUGUUAGGGAUUGAUUGUAAUGACUUGGGAUGAUAUUACUGUUUGGUUUUAAUCGAUUGAGACAUGCUUGAUUGAGUCAAUUGAAUCUUGAUCAAAUUCUCUUGAUUUCUGCUUUAACCUAUGAUAGAUAGAAUCUGAUUAGGUUAAGAGAGCUUCCUUGAUUGAUAGUGGUGAAUUGGUUGUGCGAGAGUCAAUCAAUUUACUGCUUUGUACUGGAAUCUAAUUCCAGUAGUGAAUUUCUGUUCUUACUGCUUCAGCUUUCUAUCCCGGUGAAGACUAGUCGUCUGCCGGGUAGUUAGACUGAGAGGGCUUGGUCAGCUUAAGAGAUUCCAAGCUACUGCCGGAUCUUCCGCAGUCUAAUCAACAGUAAAUCAACCCAGGGUAAAUUGCAAUUGAAACCUAACUAAAGAGCUAGGGGGAUUCAUUCCCGAGUGACUCUUUCCUGCUUAAGAAAACCGAUUAAUUUCC
Molecule: messenger RNA, 2536 nt
Organism: Linum trigynum
Lineage: Eukaryota; Viridiplantae; Streptophyta; Magnoliopsida; Malpighiales; Linaceae
Source: the annotation of a GenBank genome assembly